Marmota monax (woodchuck) is the source of this 1251-nucleotide messenger RNA. Its product is annotated as alpha-1-antitrypsin-related protein-like. The transcript is spliced from 4 exons. Gene Ontology annotation, biological process: negative regulation of endopeptidase activity. Bases 1 to 1251 code for a protein of 416 amino acids. The record is from RefSeq and is a predicted model, not a curated record. Gene Ontology annotation, molecular function: serine-type endopeptidase inhibitor activity. Lineage: Eukaryota; Metazoa; Chordata; Mammalia; Rodentia; Sciuridae.
AUGCCAUCCUCCGUCUCAUGGGGCCUCCUCUUGCUGGUAGGCCUGUGCUGCCUGGCCCCAGGCUCCCAGGUUCAAGAUCCCCAGGAGGCCCAAUCAUCUGAUCAUGGCCACGAGCAUGAGGAACAUUCAACCUGCCACAAUGUCUCCUCCAGGGUCAUUGACAUGGCCUUCACCUUAUACAGGGAGCCAGCCACAUGGUCAAGACACAGCAAUAUCUUAUUCUCCCCAGUGAGCAUCGCGAUGGCCUUUGCCAUGCUCUCCCUGGGGACCAAGAGUGACACUCACACCCAGAUCCUGGAGGGCCUGAAGCUGAAUCUCAGCGAGACUCCGGAGGCUAAGAUCCAUGAGUGCUUCCAGCAUCUCCUCCAGACCUUCCAGAAGCCCAGCCAACAGCGCCAGGUGACCACGGGCAGCAGCCUCUUCAUCCACAGCAGCCUAAAGCUCGUGGAUCAGUUUGUCCAAGACACCAAGAAUCUGUACCACGCAGAGAUCGUCCCCGUCGACUUCAGGAACACCCACGAAGCCAAGAAACAGAUCAACAGUCACGUGCAGCAGAAAACCCGAAGGACAGUAAUGGGUCUGGUCAAUCAUCUGGAGAACGACACGGCUCUUGCCCUGCUGAACUACAUUUCCUUCCAUGGCAAAUGGAAUGAGGAGCCCAAUGCUGAGCGGCACAUCGUAGAGAACUUUCACGUGAACAGGAAGAUGACCAUCAAGGUGCCCAUGAUCCACUGCCUGGGCAACUUCUUCCUGCACCGCGACAAGGAGCUGUCCAGCUGGGUGCUGGUUCAGCACUACCUGGGUGACACCACCACCUUCGCCAUCCUGCCGGACCCAGGGAGGAUGCUGCAGGUGGAGAAAAAACUGACCCCCAAGCACUUUGAAGAUAUCCUGAGAAAGAGCGACCUCAGGCCAGCCAAUUUACACUUCCCCAAACUGUCCAUCUCUGGAACCAUCGAUCUGAAGCCCGUCCUGAGAAGUCUGGGCAUCACCAAGGUCUUCAGCCAUGAGGCUGACCUGUCUGGGAUCACGGAGGACGCUCCCCUGAGGCUCUCCCAGGCCCUGCAUAAGGCUGAGCUGACCUUCGACAAGGAAGAGACAGUGGCUGCAGGGGAUGCCAAAUGGGAAGAAAACACUUUGUUUAAGGCCCCCACUGUCCAGUUCAACAGGCCCUUCUUUCUCAUCAUUAGGGAUGAGUACACCAACUUUCCCCUCUUUGGUGGCAAAAUAGUGAAUCCCAUAGAGAAAUAG